Molecule: messenger RNA, 1485 nt
Organism: Cuscuta campestris
Lineage: Eukaryota; Viridiplantae; Streptophyta; Magnoliopsida; Solanales; Convolvulaceae
Source: the annotation of a GenBank genome assembly
AGGAGAUCAAAUUCCCCCCACUUUGUUGCAAUCGACUCCACACGCAAACUCGGAAUCGCAUAAAGACAGAGACAAUACAUCAGUAUUUGCGCAUAGCGUCAUCAAUCUCAGAGCUCAAUCGAUUCUUUCUUCUUUUUUUCCUUCCGAUCUCAGAGGAGAAAGAAAACCCAGAACGAUUCGGAGAAAUCAGGCGCAAAGAUUUCAUCUUUGAGCCCGAAUCUCUCCCAUAUUGUCGGAGGGAGGGGGGGCUAGGGUUUGAGAAUGGAGGAGGGAAACGGGGAAGGGGAAGACCCUGUUUCAGAACCGGGUCGGGCGAACUGGUGGGCGAGUUUCUACCGGGACAUCGUGGCGGGGGCGGUGAUGGGCGGCGUGGUUCACACCAUCGUGGCACCCAUUGAGAGGGCAAAGCUGUUGUUGCAGACGCAGGAGAGCAACGCGGCGAUUUGGGCCGGAGGGCGGCAGAGGAGGUUUAAGGGCAUGUUGGAUUGCAUAGUUAGGACUGUUAGGGAAGAAGGGUUUCUGUCUUUGUGGAGAGGGAAUGGAAGCAGUGUCAUCAGAUAUUACCCUUCUGUGGCCCUCAAUUUCUCCCUUAAGGAUCUCUAUAGGAACAUCAUGCACAGCAACUUCCAUGAGGGCCACCUCUUGUCGGGUCCAUCCGCGAAUUUCAUCGCGGGGGCCACGGCCGGAUGCACGACGUUGGUGAUCAUCUACCCGCUCGACAUCGCGCACACACGUCUCGCUGCCGACCUCGGGAGAACGGACGCGCGCCAAUUUCGUGGCAUCUCCCACUUCCUAAGGACGAUCCACAAGAAAGACGGGAUUCGCGGGGUCUACCGCGGCCUCCCCGCCUCCCUCCACGGGAUGGUCGUCCACCGUGGCCUCUACUUCGGCGGUUUCGACACCAUAAAGGACAUGAUGACGGCCGCAUCGGCCGGCAAGCCGGCCGAACCGGAAGUGGCGCUGUGGAAGCGGUGGGUGGCGGCUCAGGGGGUCACGACGUUGGCCGGGCUCUUGUCGUACCCGCUCGACACGGUCCGGAGGCGGAUGAUGAUGCAGGCCGGGUCGGGCCCACCGCUCAUGUACAAGAGCACGUGGGAUUGCUGGAAGAGGAUAUACCGGACGGAGGGGCCCGCAUCUUUUUACCGCGGAGCCCUGUCGAACGUGUUCCGGAGCACCGGGGCGGCCUCCGUGCUCGUGUUGUACGAUGAGGUUAAGAAGUUCAUGAACUGGACAGGUUUGUAGCGUAGUAGCAGAUCAUCCAUCAAUAGUGAUGUACUUGAACCCACUGAUUCAUUUCCCCAUUUCACACAUCUCAUGCCAUUUGACCAAAACUAGUUACCCAAGUUGGAUUCCUUGUAACUACACAUGAGAUCUCUGUAAUUAUCUUGAGACUCCGUUUGAUACACAGAAUUCAAAGUAUGGAAUUGGAAUUGAGGACAAGAAUUCAAAUUUUGCUGUUUGGUAACAUAAAAAUAUGUGAAUUUG